GAGGGGAAUAAAAUGGCGGUAACCGGGCAGCGGCGGCGAGCCGGGCAAUGAGGAGGAGCAGCGUCCGGCGCCGCAAAUAAAUCAAGAAAAGGGGGAGAGAAGCAGUGUCGGUGAUUUCGGGGCCGGAUCGUCACUACCGUCUGGUUUAAUUUUCUGCUUCCCCCCCCCCCCCCUCUCUCUCUACUGUUGGCGCCGCUUUGUGAAGCAUGGACCGGCUGGCGCCUUUUGGCAGUGACCCCUUUGAUCAACCACCAUGUCGUGGAUGCUCUUCUUACCUGAUGGAACCCUACAUAAAGUGUGCAGACUGUGGACCUCCUCCACUACUUAUAUGUUUACAGUGCUUUACUAGAGGGUUUGAGUACAAGAAGCAUCAAAGUGACCAUAGUUAUGAAAUAAUGACAUCUGAUUUUCCCAUUUUGGAUCCAAACUGGACAGCUCAGGAGGAAAUGGCGUUGCUUGAGGCUGUGAUGGACUGUGGUUUUGGAAAUUGGCAAGAUGUAGCCAACCAGAUGCGUACAAAAUCCAAGGAAGAUUGUGAGAAACACUAUAUGAAACAUUUCGUUAACAAUCCACUGUUUUCUUCCACUUUACUGAGUUUGAAGCGGUCUGAAGAAACCAAAGACCUUGAUACAGCAAUCACGUUUAGAUCUUGUGAUGAUCCACCCAGACCAGCAUUUGAUUCUGCAGUAUCGAGGGAUAUGGCCGGAUACAUGCCAGCACGAGCAGACUUUGUUGAAGAAUUUGACAAUUACGCAGAAUGGGACUUGAGGGAUAUUGAUUUUGUAGAAGAUGACUCUGAUAUUUUGCAUGCUUUGAAACUCGCAGUGGUUGACAUCUAUCAUUCCAGAUUAAAAGAGAGACAGCGAAGAAAAAAAAUUUUGAGAGACCAUGGCCUGAUUAACCUCAGAAAAUUUCAGAUUCUUGAAAGACGGUAUCCUAAAGAAGUUCAGGAUCUCUAUGAAGCUAUGAGACACUUUGCAAGACUACUGGGACCUACAGAGCAUGACAAAUUUAUUGAAAGCCAUACCUUGGAUUUUGAACUUCGGAAGGAGAUCAAACGGUUGCAGGAAUACAGAAGGGCAGGAAUCUUCACUUUCCGUGGUGCCAAAGUGUAUGACUGCUUGAAGGUGCAUCAUGAGGAGGAACGUCUAAAACGCAACAUGCUCACAGAUGUUCUCCAGUGUCUCCAGGACUCUAACGCCUGCCAGCAGUGGUUACACAAGCAAGCAGCAAUUGAUUCAGGAUUAAACCCAGUGGCACUCGUCAUUCCUACAGCAGAUGGAGCAGGUCGAAGAAAUGCACCCCCACUGAAUCUCACCGGCCUUCCUGGAACAGAAAAGCUCAACGAUAAGGAAAAAGAGCUGUGCCAGAUGGUACGAUUGGUCCCCGGAGCAUAUUUGGAAUACAAGUCGGCUUUAAUGAACGAAAGCAGCAGGUUAGGUGGCCUGAAGCUAGCCCAGGCAAGGACACUCAUUAAAAUAGAUGUGAACAAAACAAGAAAGAUCUACGAUUUCCUGAUACAAGAAGGAUAUAUUACUAAAGCUUAAAUGGGCAACCCAAAGCUGACGUUCAGGAGUGCUGUCACUAAGCAACCUUGGAAGAUAACAGACUGUCACCUGGCAACCCCUGAUUCCUUUUGUCAGUGAUGUACAGAUUGAAAAAAAUAAAUCAUGUAUUUUUAUUUAUUCUCUUUGUAAAAGAUUGGAAUUGGUCUUGUCUGAUUCUGAAUUGUUUGUUUUGGUGACUAGCGUGAAUUCAGUUUAAUACAGUUAUGUAAAGAUGUAUAUUUAAACUUUUUAUUCUAAAAUCUGAUUAAAUUUUCUCAACCGUG
Carcharodon carcharias (great white shark) is the source of this 1831-nucleotide messenger RNA. It is a transcript of the gene tada2a, whose product is annotated as transcriptional adaptor 2A. Gene Ontology annotation, molecular function: transcription coactivator activity; zinc ion binding; chromatin binding. The coding region runs from base 207 to 1547 and encodes 446 amino acids. The transcript has 15 exons. The record is from RefSeq and is a predicted model, not a curated record. Gene Ontology annotation, cellular component: SAGA-type complex; nucleus. NCBI's taxonomy places the organism in Eukaryota, Metazoa, Chordata, Chondrichthyes, Lamniformes, Lamnidae. Gene Ontology annotation, biological process: chromatin remodeling; regulation of transcription by RNA polymerase II.